ACUAGCUAGACAUUUUUUUUCAAACGGCCAUUCUCCUUUCUUUCUUAGCUGCAGCUCCGCUCUCUCAUGGGGUCGCCGGAGAUUGAGAAAGAUGAACCUGUGACGCCGGCCGGCCGGCUAUUUCUCAGGCCAGAAAUGGACCAGGUCAUCAAUUGUGUUAUUGGGGCCAAAAAUCCCUUUGAUGUGGACGCCGUGAAAAAGGAGAUCACCAACUCAAUGAUGCUGAAGCACCCUAGAUUCUGUAGCCUCAUGGUCAGGGAUCGCCAUGGAAGAGAGUACUGGAGAAAAACCGAAAUCGACAUCGACCGCCACAUCAUCAUCCUGAAUGACUCCCUCGACGGAGAUAACGACGAAGAUGCCGUCAACGGUUAUUUAGCCGAUCUGUCGGUUUCGUCUCCUCUCAGCACCGAUAAACCUUUAUGGGAAAUUCACUUCCUGACGGCCCACAAGUGUGCUGUUGUUCGAAUCCAUCACGCCUUGGGCGAUGGGAUCUCCCUCAUGUCACUGCUUCUCGCCUGUUUCCGGCGGUCCGAUUGUCCUGAUCAGCUGCCCACCAUGGGCUCCUCCAGCCAGCCGAAACCGAGGAACAGCAGGAGACGCAAUCGGCUGUGGGAGCUACUGAACAUAGCAUGGUUUACCUUGGUAUUUGUGGUGGAGUUCAUAAUAAGGAGUUUGUGGGUCAAGGACCGGAAAACAACGAUCUCCGGUGGUGCCGGUGUGGAGCUGUGGCCGCGAAAGUUGACGACGGCGAAGUUCCUGCUAGAUGACAUGAAGACGGUCAAGAAUGCGAUUCCCAACGGGACUAUUAACGAUGUUCUUUUCGGGGUGAUAUCAGCUGGCCUAUCUAGAUACUUGGAUCAUCGAGCACCAAAUAUAGAAUUGCGGGAGGGGAUUCAAAUGACGGGGGUGGCCAUGGUCAACUUAAGAAAACAGCCAGGGUUGCAGGAAAUGGCGGAGUUGAUGCAAAGCAAGUCAGGAUCCCGGUGGGGUAACAAGUUCGGUAUGCUGCUCCUGCCUGUUUAUUAUCAUAAGGGCCUUGUCGGUCCCCUAGACUAUAUCAAGAAAGCUAAGACAGUGAUCGAUAGAAAGAAACAGUCUUUAGAGGCUUACUUCUCAUACAAAAUUGGCUACUUUGUAAUGAACUUCUUGGGAUCAAAGAUCGCUUGCGUGCUUAAUUACAGGAUUGUCUGCAACACCACUUUCACAAUCUCAAAUGUUCUUGGCCCAGGAGAGGAAAUCACAAUUGUGGGCAACCCUGUCACUUACAUAAGGGCCAAUUCCACGGCCUUACCCCAUGCAAUCACAAUGCACAUGGUGAGCUACGCAGGAAGGGCUGACUUGCAAAUCCUUGUCGCCAAAGACAUCAUCCCGGACCCGAAAUUUCUGGCCAAGUGCUUCGAGGAGGCCUUACUCGAAAUGAAGGAAGCGGCAGCAGAAGCCACAAGUAGAAGCUAGAAUGGAAUUUCAAAGAUACUUCGCAGAUAAAUAACACGACAAAUAAACAGUUUUACAUGAAUUCUUUAGCUCUCUCCCUUCUCAAAUAAUUAUACCAAUCACACAAUUUCAGCAAAUUGCUUAUUGGGAUCCCGAAUACGUCUCCUUUGUUGUAACGUAGUGAAACCUUAAGCUGUAUUUGUGACUAAAUUCAAGGGGAAAAUGGCUUCCAAUGCCAAUUUUUGGACUUA
Molecule: messenger RNA, 1685 nt
Organism: Vitis riparia (riverbank grape)
Lineage: Eukaryota; Viridiplantae; Streptophyta; Magnoliopsida; Vitales; Vitaceae
Product: O-acyltransferase WSD1-like
Exons: 6
Coding region: 67-1455 (462 amino acids)
Biological process (GO): triglyceride biosynthetic process
Cellular component (GO): plasma membrane
Molecular function (GO): diacylglycerol O-acyltransferase activity; long-chain-alcohol O-fatty-acyltransferase activity
Source: RefSeq, a predicted model, not a curated record